CGCGCCGCCCCGCCUCCAACCCGCGACGCUGGCGCGAGCCAAUGACCACCGAGGGGGGCGGAGCCCGCGCGCGCUCUGCUGCGUGCAAAUCUGGGCCAGGCAAGGGGCGGAGUCUGAGCGGAGGGCCUGAAAAGGGGAGAGGCCUAAGGCCGGGACGGCGGGGAAAGAGACUAAGGGACGGUCCCUAAAGGGAGCAGGCCUGAAGCAUCCCAUUGGCUAGGCAGAGGGGUGGGCCUUGGGGGCGAGGUCUUAGCGGCUGGGCCACCCAAGCGUCUAGGGUCCUACAGAGCCAGGCUUGAGCAAUGGGAGAGGGGGAGGGGGAGGAGUGAGACCGCAAUGACUGACUCUGAGGGGCAGGGCCUGGGGGCGAAGCGGAGUGGUGUCGCGGGAAUAGCCAAUCUAGAAGUCGAAGCAGGACCCAGGGGCCCAAAGACCCAAAGGAUCCUCACACUGGCGGACCCACGUCGUCUCCGAUACCCAACAGUGCACCCUAAAGUGGCGUUUUAAGACUGGACCGCUGUGGAGGAUGAAGGAAGAAAACUGGAGGAGCGGAGUAACGGGGAAGAGGGUCAGUCCUGUAAGGAAAAGACAGGUGUGACUUCAUCAGCACACAAAACUGAAAGUUUAGCGACUGGGGAAGCUGAGGCAGGAGAAUCACAAGUUCGAGGCAAGCCUUCAGCAAUCUAGCAAGACCCUGUCUCAAAAUAAAAAGGAUUGGGGGUGUAGCUCAGUGGUAAAAGCACCACUGUGUUCAAUAACCAAUACCAAAACCAAAAAACAACAAAACCUGAAAGUCUUAACAGGUGAGUAAAUGGGCUAAGGGAGUCACACAAAGAAUAACAGGGAAGCCCAGAUCCUAAAGACUGGAGCAAAGCUGGCCUCUUCUGGAGGAUGGACCUGCCUACACACUGGGAGAGGAGGCGAAGGCAUAGAGGAAAGCACUGGGUAGAGAUGAGGGAUGAUGCUAAACUCUCUGGGAACAAAGCUCCAAGUGCUGACUUUGCACCUGUCACCAUGAAUAGGGUGAACAGGGAGGACAGAUAACAGAUGGGGCAUCCUCAGCAGGAGGGAUAAGCAGGCUGUCCACCAGCUAAACACCAGACCUGGCAGUAUGGGUGGUCAAGGCUAGGAAAAGUGAAGAUGAGGAGCACAGAAAAAGGGUAAGAGCCAAAGCUAGUGGGAUCCCAGCAUACCCUGACCCACCUCCAUCCCUUUUUCCAGCCUGUGACUCUUGAGGUCAUGACAGAGGGUACCUUAAUCUCUCUAAAUGUGAAUAAGUCAAGGUCAAACCCAAAGUUAGGCCAGACCUUCAAGGGAUCAUACUCUCCCAGGACACAGCCCAGAUCAGGUGCUGGACUAAGGGCUUGUCACAGCAGAGGGAUCCCACUGCUGGCAGAAACGAAGGUCCCUGUCCAGUGCUGCCCUUGCUGCUUGUGCCAUUCUCAGAGCAUUCCCAGGAGCAGCUUCCAGUACUCAGCAUGGGUUCUAGGUCCAGCCUUUUGCUUCUCCCCCAGAUCUGUCCUGGGAGCCCAGCCAGGACCAUAAGCUGGGCAAGGGCCCUAGGAGGGAACUUACAGUCGAGAGCAGAAUUCGAGUCAGUUGUCCUCGAAGAAGAGCCACUGUAAGAGAAGCAGGCCAGCAAAGGUUUGGAUGAGGAAAGAAAACUACAGAGAGGUGAAAAGUCUAACCAAAUCUUGCAACGAGAAUGCAAAGUCCUGCUUUCCCAAACUGCAGCAACUGAAUCUUUGCACCUCAUAACCCAUCUUCACCUUUCUUCAGCCUUGCUCUGGGCCCCUGCAAACUGCCUGUGUGAAUAAUGUCAAGAGCUAAAGGGAGGAAAAGAGGUCUGGAUCACUUUCCCUGAAACAAACCUGUGAUGUCACCACAGCCUAGCUCUUUCCCUCCAUCAACGGUUUUUGCCUCUCUCAGGGUGGUUUUCUCUAUACUCCUCCUUCCAUGUGGGCCAGAGGUCUGUAACUACCUUAGGGUACCUAUACUACCCUUGGAGUUCCCUACACUCUGCUUUCACCUUGUAAAUCAUCCCUUAAUUAAAUCCUCCUCAAACUAUUGUAAAUUCAGUGUGUCUGCUGUUUCCUGUUGAUAGGACCUGCCAUAGAUUCUCUAGAGUGACCUGGUUUGCAGUCACCAGCGCCAUCACUCUACAAGCAAUCCUGGUUAUGGUUUUGGAAACAUGGGCAAACAUUUGUGUUCCCCACAGCCCUCUCUUACCUCAAGUCCCAGCCAAGCAUGAGGGCACUCUGCUGGCCUUCAGUCUGCUCCAGCCCACUGGCAGAUCCUCCCAGGGUUCCAAGUCCAAGCCAAAGCCUCAUUUCCCUAGGGCACUCCUCCUUUGUGACUUCACCCACUGAAGUCACCUGGGAGACAGUGCUGAAUGUUCCAUCUUAGAGUCUUGGCCUCUUAGGAGGCAGGGACAGCAGGCCCGGCCAGCCCAGAGGACUCUCUGUCUACAGUGUAAAUGAGGACACUGCUGGCCCAUGUCCCGCAGGGAUGUAGAGGGCAGCCUCAGAGGCACUGGGCGCUCCCGGCACCAUGGAUGACGCUGCCGUCCUCAAGCGACGAGGCUACAUCAUGGGGAUAAAUUUGGGAGAGGGCUCAUACGCAAAAGUCAAAUCCGCUUACUCUGAGCGCCUAAAGUUCAACGUGGCGGUCAAGAUCAUCGACCGCAAGAAAGCCCCCACAGACUUCCUGGAGAAAUUCCUUCCCAGGGAAAUUGAGAUUCUGGCCAUGCUAAACCACCGCUCCAUCGUCAAGACCUACGAGAUCUUUGAGACAUCAGACGGCAAGGUCUACAUCGUCAUGGAGCUCGGGGUCCAAGGAGACCUCCUUGAAUUCAUAAAAACCCGGGGAGCCCUGCAAGAGGAUGAUGCUCGUAAGAAGUUCCACCAGCUCUCCUCGGCCAUCAAGUACUGCCAUGACCUGGAUGUCGUCCACAGAGACCUCAAGUGCGAGAACCUUCUCCUUGACAAGGACUUCAACAUCAAGCUGUCUGACUUUGGCUUCUCCAAGCGCUGCCUGCGGGAUGAAAGUGGCCGACUGAUAUUAAGCAAGACCUUCUGUGGGUCUGCAGCAUAUGCAGCCCCCGAGGUGCUGCAGGGCAUCCCCUACCAACCCAAAGUGUAUGACAUCUGGAGCCUUGGCGUGAUCCUCUACAUCAUGGUCUGUGGCUCCAUGCCCUACGAUGACUCCAAUAUCAAGAAAAUGCUGCGCAUUCAGAAGGAGCACCGUGUCAACUUCCCACGCUCCAAGCACCUGACAGGAGAAUGUAAGGACCUCAUCUACCGCAUGCUACAGCCGGAUGUUAACCGGCGGCUGCACAUAGAUGAGAUCCUCAGCCACUGCUGGGUGCAACCCAAGGCACGGGGUCUAUCCUCUGCAGCCAUCAAGGAGGGGGAGAGCUCCCGGAGCAUUGACCCGCAAUGGACCCCUGAACCUGGCUCUGACAAGAAGUCCGCCACCAAGCUGGAGCCUCGGGAAGAGGCUCGAGCUGAGGCACGACACGAGACACGGCCUGAGACAAAACCUGAGGAGGAUACAGUGCAAGUGGCCAGGCAAUCAGAGACCCUGGGCUUCAGCAGUGAGCAGAUGAUCAGGGAAUCAGAGGAAGGGCCUCCCCAACAGCCUCCAGAGACACACACCUAGUGAGCCUCUUGCAGCCCAGGGGGCUGGCAGGGAAUGAGGCAGAGCUCAUGGCUUGAAGCCUGAGCCCAGAAGGAAUCAAGGGAUGAGCAGAGAAGGAAGACAGUCCCGGAUGAGCCGCUAUUUUCGUCAGUUUCUUCUCCCACCCUUUGAACUUGGUAACUAACAUGGCUAAAGAAGCAAUAAAUCACUAUAUUAGUGCA
Messenger RNA from Marmota monax (woodchuck), 3860 nucleotides. RefSeq names its product testis specific serine kinase 1B (gene Tssk1b). NCBI's taxonomy places the organism in Eukaryota, Metazoa, Chordata, Mammalia, Rodentia, Sciuridae. Gene Ontology annotation, biological process: protein phosphorylation; intracellular signal transduction; microtubule cytoskeleton organization. Gene Ontology annotation, cellular component: cytoplasm. Bases 2551 to 3660 code for a protein of 369 amino acids. The transcript has a single exon. The record is from RefSeq and is a predicted model, not a curated record. Gene Ontology annotation, molecular function: ATP binding; tau-protein kinase activity; protein serine/threonine kinase activity.